CACACCAACACAACUAGUGUGCGAAUUCCAAAAGUCGCGCAACGUCCUGAAGUGGUCGGUUGAGAACGACGACGACAACAUCAAUAAACAGCCGCCUCUGUCUUAAUAGGAAGACUCUACGUUCUUUACAGUAAACAAGUCUAGUCAACAAGCAGACCAAAUGAGCGCACACUUCAGCUAAACGAGGAGCACAAACCAAAAAAAAUAAAUAAAUAAAAAUAACAAUAAUAAAUAACGCUAAUCAACACAACCCACAAACACUAUCAAAAUGCGUGUGGUGGCAAUGGUAAGCGGCGGCAAGGAUAGCUGUUACAAUAUGAUGCAGUGCGUCGCCGAAGGUCACGAAAUAGUCGCACUGGCCAAUUUGCAUCCAAAGGACAGAGAUGAGCUGGAUAGCUUCAUGUAUCAGACCGUUGGCCACAUGGGCAUCGAAAUACUCGCCAGCGCCAUGGGUUUGCCCCUCUACAGGCGGGAGACGAAAGGCAAGAGCACACAGACCGGCAAACAGUAUGUGCCCACCGAUGAUGACGAAGUCGAGGAUCUCUACAGUUUGCUGGAUACGUGCAAGCAUGAACUCAAUGUGGAGGCGGUGGCUGUUGGGGCCAUAUUGUCAGAUUAUCAGCGUGUGCGCGUGGAGAAUGUGUGCAGCCGCCUCAACCUGAUAUCCUUGGCCUAUUUGUGGAGGAGAGAUCAGACUGAACUGCUGCAGGAGAUGAUCGACUGUCAGGUGCAUGCCAUUAUCAUCAAGGUUGCCGCUUUGGGACUUGUACCAGAUCGUCAUUUGGGCAAAUCGCUGCGCGAGAUGCAAACGCAUCUCCUCAAGAUGCGCGACAAGUAUGGCCUGAAUGUGUGCGGCGAGGGUGGUGAAUAUGAGACAUUUACCCUGGACUGUCCGCUGUUUAAGCAACGGAUCGUUGUCGAGGAUAUCCAGACGAUCAUUAGCAGCGCCGAUCCCAUUUGCCCCGUGGGCUAUAUUAAUUUUACGAAGCUAACGCUGCAUCCAAAGGAGCCGAAUGUCGGCGGUGAUGUUGUGUUUGUUAAGAAGUCACUCGAUUAUAUAAGCGAUCUCAACGAGUCCACGUACAGUGAUCUAAGUGAUCCGGACUUUAGCGAAACGGAACUGGAGCUUAUCGAAAAGGAGACGCGUCUGCGAGAAUCGCUUAGCCAAAACGAGCUAAUCUCGCGCAGCAAUUCAUUUGGACGCCAUUUGGCCACAUCAUCGUCCUCGCCCAUACCCAUUGUAACGAAGAGCGCCAGCGUCGACGAGCCCAUACCGACGGCCAGCUCCAUAACCGGCAGCGCCUCAUUGCUGCUGCUGGCCAAUGCAAAUCAAUCGACAUCCACAUCCGCAUUGGGCGGUGGCGUUGGCGUUGGCGGUGUCGGUGUAGGUGUAGGUGUCGGAGGAGGCUGCGGUGGCGUCUGUGGCGGCAGCAGUGCAUUGCAGGCAAACAGCUGUUGUGGCUUUGGCAGCUCACAUCCGUUGGGCAGCAGCACGGCCGCCGUAUGCGGCUCGCUGUCGCUGGCCAUCUCCUCGCUUGGGCUGAGCACAACGCAGUGCAACAACAAUGCGGCGACGACGACGAUGCCGGCGGGCAUAACACAACCGCCCAGUCCCAUGAAAUAUGAGCGAGAAUUUCGUCCACUUGCUAAUCAGGCCAAAGCGGCCAUCAAUGCCAAAGGCUGGAUGUGGCUGGCGGGCAUACAGGGCUGUGCCUCGAGCAUGGAGAAGGGCAUGCAACAGGCAUUGGACACACUGCGUGAGUUGUGCCACACCAACGGCUAUGAUCUGCAGGACUUGUGCUUCACCACGCUCUAUGUGCGCUCCAUAGCCGAAUAUCCGGCAUUAAAUAGCGUCUAUUUGCAAUCAUUUGGCUUUCACAAUCCACCGACGCGGGUUUGUGUCGAAUGCCCGCUGCCAGAUGAUUGUCAUGUGAUUAUGGAGGCAAUCGCUUAUCGUGCUCCAGCCACGUACAGCGGCGAUGAUAGCGAGGAGACGCAGACGCUGCUCAAUGGACGACGUAAUACGAUGCAUGUUCAAGGCAUUUCACAUUGGGCGCCAGCCAAUAUUGGUCCCUACAGUCAAUCGACGCGGAUUGGCGACAUCACAUACAUCUCGGGCCAAAUUGCGCUGGUGCCGGGCAGCAUGACAAUCAUUGAGGGCGGCAUACGGCCGCAAUGCAAACUGACGUUGCGUCACAUCAGUCGGAUUGCCAAGGCAAUGAAUGCCCAAGGUCAGCUUAGGGAUGUCGUCCAUGGCAUUUGCUUUGUCACCCAUCCGGCAUUCAUUGGCGAGGCCCGACGCCAGUGGGAGAGGCGGACCACAAAUGCCAUCAUGGAUUACAUUGUGCUGCCCGCUCUGCCCCGAGAUGCACUCGUCGAAUGGCAGGUGUGGGCACACACCCACAACGAUCGUUUCGAUUAUGAGGAAACUGGCUGCUCGGUUAGCGAUUAUACAAUUUCGAUUCGUCGUCGAUGGAACUAUGAGAACAAUUGUGCGGCAAUUGUGUGCUAUGUGGCCACGGGAUUGGCCUCCUCCACCACCCAAUUGACGCAGUUGAGCGACGAUGUGCUGGGCAAUCAUUGCCGGUUAGCACAGGGUCUGAGUGCUGAGAAUCUGGAUGAGAUUCUAACCUAUAUUGUGAAUCGUUUGCUCAAGGAUUAUCCGAUUACAAGGCGACAACGCCUGCUCGAGCAACAACAGGAGGAGCUGAAAGCAAAUAGCACUGCCACGCCCACAGAGGCAAUGACACUGACCACAGUACAAGCGGCGGCGACACCAGGAGGCGCCGGUGAUCAGCAGCAACAAACGGCAGCAGAUGCCAACAACACAUUGCCAGCGAUACAUUUAAAGCUGUUCUAUCAGGUGAAUGCGGCACCGCCAACGGAUCUGUUGCUGCAGGCGUUGCAUGAUUUUCGGCACAAGUGCCAGGAGAUGGCAUCCAUUGUGUACACGGUGCUCCCGGCCUGCAGUCUGCACAAUUUUAGUACGUUCCUGUCCAUAUGCGGUGUGCGGCAUGAGUAGAGAUUGGAAACUCGAAAUUCUAGAUUGGAGAGUGGAGAGUGGAGAGCCAGUGGGAGGGAGUCGAGUCUGGAUGAGAAGUAACGUCCAAUGUUUCAAUUUUGAAACCGACAUCAAACACACACACACACACAUACACACACACACAGAAAAAUACGCACACUACUCUCAACUAAACUAAGAAUGUAGGCGUAACACGCCCAUUUGUUGAUAUUGUUAACUAGCCUCUGUAUCUAUGAACUUUACAUAUAUUUACUAUAACUAUUUACAACAGCCAGUCAAGUCGAACAGACAGACAGAUCGUAAUUAUCUUAAAUUGUUUCGGACCAACAACAAAAUAUAACACCAACAACAACAACUACAAAAGUAAAAAAAAAAAAGAACAAACAAAUUCAUGCAUGGCAACUCGAAAGUGUUUCAAAAUGUUAAAAAAAUAUACAUUAAAAAUAAUAAUAAUAAUAAUAAAAUGAAAAAGGAAAACCGCUUAAUAACAAAACGAAAUUACAAAUCGAAACUAAAACUCAAGUUAUCAUGCAAAAUUUCUAUGCAAAUUUUUUGUGCACUCUAUACUACGCCCAAUUGUAACUGUAACUUUAACUGUAAUCUAUACUCGGAUAACCGUUAACAUAUGUAUUUUCGAUGUGCUUUUCAUUUGUUGCUCAGGUUUCGCCUUUUUCGACAUUUGAUUUAUUUAUAUUACAAUGGUUUUUUAUACUUUAUCUUUUGUGAUGAGAUUAGCUCAACUUUUUUGACCAAAUAUAAAUACAAACGAAUUGCUUUUAAAAGUCGUGUAUCAUAAUCUUUAACUAUGUAUUUAUAUCGUCUAUAUACGUGAUGACUUUCAACACAUUGUCAUGCCUACUUAUGGAAAUAUCCCAUUGAAAAGUAAAAGAAA
This is a messenger RNA of Drosophila innubila, 3914 nucleotides long. RefSeq lists its product as uncharacterized. Gene Ontology annotation, molecular function: diphthine-ammonia ligase activity. NCBI's taxonomy places the organism in Eukaryota, Metazoa, Arthropoda, Insecta, Diptera, Drosophilidae. Gene Ontology annotation, biological process: protein histidyl modification to diphthamide. The transcript has 8 exons. The record is from RefSeq and is a predicted model, not a curated record. The coding region runs from base 269 to 3022 and encodes 917 amino acids.